AUGGCUUCUGAAGAACCCCCAAACCCCAUGGCCGAGUCCGGUGUCACGAUCCGCUCCGACAGCGAGCAGUAUUCCUCCCCAGAGGAGCUGUCUACGUCACCACCCUCGUCGUCGUCCCCCGCCGUCAUCCUCUACCAGCCCCCCACCUUCUGGUCUAUCCUCCGCGGUGCUGCCAUCAACCUGUUUCUUCCUUUCGUUAAUGGCAUGAUGCUUGGGUUUGGCGAGCUGUUUGCUCAUGAGGCGGCUUUCAGGUUGGGAUGGAGCAACACAAGGAUAUUCCCUCUUACUAGAAGACAAGCGCAUCCGAUUGGGCCAGGUAUCGAAGCGGUCGAGAAGCCGAGGCGGAGGGAACUUGACGACCUGACGAGCUUGGAGUGA
Messenger RNA from Podospora anserina S mat+, 378 nucleotides. RefSeq lists its product as uncharacterized. Gene Ontology annotation, biological process: protein insertion into mitochondrial outer membrane; mitochondrial outer membrane translocase complex assembly. Lineage: Eukaryota; Fungi; Ascomycota; Sordariomycetes; Sordariales; Podosporaceae. The transcript is spliced from 2 exons. Bases 1 to 378 code for a protein of 125 amino acids. Gene Ontology annotation, cellular component: mitochondrial outer membrane. The record is from RefSeq and is a predicted model, not a curated record.